AGCCGGCUCCCAGCCCAAGGAACCGGCUCCGCCAUUCGGUGGAGAGAGAGAGGGAGGAAGAGGAGGAGGAUGGAGUAACUCCCUUAGCAACUGAGGGCCUCACUGGAAUGACGGAGAGGGAGAAGUGGCAGCAGGAAGAGAGUGAGUUCAGGAACUGAUUUGCCCUGCAUCUGAGGGAUUGUAGCCUUUUCUCUGAACGCAACCAGCGAUUACACUGAAGCAAGGUCCAUCAACCAUGUGAACACUAGGAGCAGUGGAUAGUAAUUCUACCAAUAUAAUACUACCAUGGCUACAAGAAUUUCCCUACAUCCUGAACUGCCUUACUCUUCAUUAGAACACAGGAGAUAUAUUGUAACUUCAGACAAAGACAGUAUGAGACGUCCAACAGCCAAAUAUACUAAAGUUGGAGAGCGCUUGCGACAUGUUAUCCCUGGUCAUAUGCAAUGCUCAAUGGCAUGUGGCGGCCGUGCUUGCAAGUAUGAAAAUCCAUCCCGAUGGAGUGAAGAAGAACAAGCUCUUAAAGGCUUAUACUCCUCAUGGAUUACUGACAAUAUAUUGGCAAUGGCUCGUCCUUCCACUGAAAUUAUUGAAAAAUACAGCAUUAUUGAACAAUUUAAAAGGCAUGAUAUAAAGACGGUAAUUAACCUUCAACGUCCUGGGGAGCAUGCACGCUGUGGUAAUCCAUUGGAACCAGUGAGUGGCUUUACUUACCUACCAGAGGUGUUCAUGGAAGCUGGAAAUUACUUUUAUAAUUUUGGAUGGAAGGACUAUGGUGUGGCUUCUCUCACCACUAUCCUUGACAUGGUCAAAGUUAUGGCUUUUGCCCUACAAGAAGGAAAAGUGGCUAUUCACUGUCAUGCUGGACUUGGAAGGACAGGAGUCUUAAUAGCUUGCUACCUAGUCUUUGCAACAAGGAUGAGUGCAGACCAAGCAAUACUGUUUGUUCGUGCCAAAAGGCCAAAUGCAAUUCAGACCCGUGGGCAGUUGUUGUGUGUCCGGGAAUUUUCCCAGUUCCUGAUUCCAUUACGAAAUGUAUUUUCCUGCUGUGACCCAAGAGCUCACGCUGUUACAGUUUCUCAAUAUCUCAUUCGCCAGCGCCAUCUGCUGCACGGAUAUGAAGCACGGCAACUCAGACAUGUCCCAAAAAUAGUUCAUCUGACUUGCAACUUGUUGCUAGACUUUGCAGAAAACAGGCAACUGAUUGAAGAAGGGAAUAUAGAAAUCCCAGAUCUUUCAGCAGAAAUUGAAAAGACGGUAUCACAGUUGGGUGUCGUGCAACUCGAUAAAGAAUUUGACACCCAAGGCUUUGAUAUGGGAGACCAUUUUGAGCCCACUACAACUGAAUUUAUUCCUAAUGAUUCAGUAUUGGUGAAUGAGCAAGAAUUCGACCCCCUUUGGAAACGGCGUAAUGCAGACUUCCUUCAGCCCUUGUCCCACUUGAAAAAGCGCCUCAGCUACAGUGAGUCAGAUCUUCAGAGAGCUGACCUCUUCUUAGAACAAAGUGAGACACCUUUUACAGCACCAACACAGGUUGCUUUCUCUGGCAAGUUCCACCAGCAAAGUUUGUCUCAGCUCAAUCUCAGACAGCCCAGUCCAAUUCCAAUGGACACUAACCAGCUCAGCCCAUCUGUUCCAAAAGUACCAGAGUUUUGCCUUAUUAAACAAAAUCCAUCAAUUACCUUUAAACCUAGUCUCUGGGAAUGUCAGAAAUCUUGCAAUGCAAAUGACCAAAAAGUGGUAUCUCCUCUUUUUAUAAGGAGAAAACUAUCAAAAGAGAUCCAUCGAACACUUUCCUUAAGAUCAUCAACUACAGUUGCUGCACUAAAAUAUUUUAUCUCUGAAGCCCCCAAUACAAUUAUCACUCCUCAUGGUACUGGUAAUAUUAAUGAGGAAGAAUGUACCAGGGUUAGUGCCACUAGUAAACAGAAUUCCAGAGCUGCUAAGGAAAAUCUUUUCACUCCGCCACUGUAUAAAAAAUCUACAGAUAAAGCUUCUGUAAAUCACAAAAAAGUGUUUGUGUUUGGAGAUGAAGAAAGAAAAGCUAACUGGUCAGCUGAAGAUAUUCCAUGCAUCAGUAUACAAUCAGAUUUGAGCGUUGAAGGAAGGAGAUUGGCAGCAGGAAAAGCCAUGGCAUUUUGCAUGGACUUUAAUGAAGAUCUCAUGGAUAAAGUUGAAAUGUGGCAGCAUGAGCUAAAUGUCAGAGAAGGAACUUGGGAAAGAAUUCAUACGGAGAAGAAUCCUUAUGUAUUGUGCAGUCUUAUGUGGUCCUGGCUCGAGCAGUUGAAAGAACCUGUUAUAAAUAGGGAAGAUGUGGAAGCCCUAGCGCAUAAAUAUAUGGAUCCCAAUAAAGCUUUUUACUCAUUAGAAAAGGGCCAAUAUCAGACACUGCUUUGCAUUCUUGAUUGUAUGGCACAAUUGCGUGACCUACCGUUUGAUAUAGAAGAUGCUAUACUUACUCGGGCAAUUAGAGCUUUUACUAAGGUCAGUUUUGAUGCUGAUGAGGGUCCUAAGGUUUACAAUACACUCAAGACAAUAUUAAAGCCAAUCUUAGAAGAAAAACAAGCAAAACUUGCAGAUUGUGAAGUUUCUAAUAACUGUGCACAAAAUGUAGAUUUGCAGAUUCACUGAGCAAGAAUGUAAAACAUUAACUUUUACUGUUUCUGUUACCAUUCCCCAAACUAUAUGAAACUACAGUGAGUAUUUGAAAAGCUCUAUAUUAUAGAAUAAGGCACUAUAAUGAGGCAGUAAAAUUAAAAAUAAACUUCAGUAUCAUACAUUUGAUUGUUGACAACGUAUGUUUUACGAAAAUUAUAGUUUUAUUUUAAAAAGAAUAAGAUGUAUUAAUGAAAAAAUACCCUGCUCUCAGACUUGCCCAUUAAAUAUAUGAACUGGUCAUCAGUAUUUAAUGAGGUGUAUUUGUUUAAAAUCUGCCAUGAUUUUAAGUGCCAUAUAUUAAUGUGGCAAGAUGUUUUGUUAUUUUGAAGACAUUUACUGUUUACAGUCAUAUGGUAUAUUUUGUACAAUAGAUGCUUUUUAUUUUAAAAUAUUUAUUGCUUUCCAUGUCGUGUUACUUUUUGUUUAAUGCAAUAAUCCAAUGUUACAUGGAAAAAUGAAAGUCUAUUUGAAAAAUGUAUGAAGAGAAAAUUCUUGACAGUUUAGACUGUUUUUAUGAAUUUUUAAUAUGUGCAUUAUCCAGCAAUUGUGAUUUAAACUAAUGAUUACAUUCUUAUUGUAUUUGAAACUUCAACAAAAUAUAUGUAACUGAGAUGUUAAUAAAUGGGCUUGAAAUGUCUUGUUCUUGGAAUACCAUGUAGCACUGAAUUAUUUUUACUGAGACUGAAUUCCUCUCAAGAUUUUAAGUAUCGCUGAAAUGGUCUGAUAGUUUGAACAGAUAGCUAGCUCCCUGUGUCUUUUCACAAGUAAGUCUGAUGGAAAUUUGAUGUAUAUUAAUUCGAACCUGAUCUUAAGAAGUGCUGUUAAACAGACUUUUGUGUGAGGAAUUGUAUGAAAAUUUUACAAGCUAGUAUAUUUAUGUCAUUGGAAUGUUAAUUAAAUAGAAUAUGUACAAUGUAAAA
This is a messenger RNA of Carcharodon carcharias (great white shark), 3575 nucleotides long. RefSeq names its product protein tyrosine phosphatase domain containing 1a (gene ptpdc1a). Gene Ontology annotation, molecular function: protein tyrosine phosphatase activity; protein tyrosine/serine/threonine phosphatase activity. Lineage: Eukaryota; Metazoa; Chordata; Chondrichthyes; Lamniformes; Lamnidae. The record is from RefSeq and is a predicted model, not a curated record. The transcript is spliced from 12 exons. Gene Ontology annotation, biological process: protein dephosphorylation; cilium assembly. The coding region runs from base 286 to 2628 and encodes 780 amino acids.